Volvox carteri f. nagariensis is the source of this 2169-nucleotide messenger RNA. RefSeq lists its product as uncharacterized. The coding region runs from base 1 to 2169 and encodes 722 amino acids. The transcript has 8 exons. Gene Ontology annotation, molecular function: methyltransferase cap1 activity. The record is from RefSeq and is a predicted model, not a curated record. Lineage: Eukaryota; Viridiplantae; Chlorophyta; Chlorophyceae; Chlamydomonadales; Volvocaceae. Gene Ontology annotation, biological process: 7-methylguanosine mRNA capping. Gene Ontology annotation, cellular component: nucleus; cytoplasm.
AUGUAUCCAAUGGGAAUGGGCCCCGCGCCCAUGGGUGUGACCCCUAUGCCAAUGGGCCCUAUGGGAUCCAUGGGGAUGGGCCCUAUGCCCAUGCCCGCAGCAGCAGCCGCCGCCGCCAUGCCGGGGGCCCCUAUGGGCUUUGCAAUGCCUAGGUGUCCGCCGGCGCCCAUGCCGAUACCGACGGCUGGUGCCGGCGGAGGCGGAGGCGGCGCCGGUGGAGGCGGCGCCGGCGCCGGCGGCGCUGGCGCACGUACCGCGGCGGUGGCGGCGACUCGUAAGAAGACGGCGGCGGGUCAGGAGAUGCGGCAUGAGAUGCGCGAGCGCAUGCGGUACAUUAUGUACGAGAUUGACGAGACCAACAACCGCUUUAUCUCCGGUCGUACCGAGCCGUUCCAGUUCUUGGACGUGUGUUGCUGCCCCGGGGGGUUCUCCACGUACUCGCUGACGGCCGGCUCGGCACCCCGGAAGGGCAUUGGUCUCAGCUUGCCCCCCCAGCUGGGGGGUCACCUGCCCGCUAUCGAACAGGAGACGGAGAAGUACUUUCUUCAAUUCGUGGAUGUGACGACGGUGGCUGCGGGUGUUCGCGUGGGGGAUAUGCGGGUGGGGGUGCCGGGCUGUCCCCGGGGAACUCUGAAACUGGACGCAGCCCCCGACACCCCCCCCGCGAGUUCCUGUCAACUGGUCAUCCUGGACGGAUCCUUCCUGGGCGGCAAGGAUUGGAUCCACAAAGAUACGACAUUGCCGGAUUCGGAAAAUUCAGCGUUUAAUGUGUACGGCAGCAACACCGCCGCGCACAAGGCCCUCCUGGUGGCUCAGCUGAUUGUGAUGGCGAAUAACUUGGCACUCGGUGGAGUGCUCGUACUGCGCCUGAACAUGUUUCCCGAUUGCUUCACGGCGGGGACACUGGGCCUGCUGCGACAUGUGUUUCACGGUGACGUGUGCUCGUACAAGCCGCGGUCGUGCCACGUGCACCGCGGGUCGUACUACCUUGUGUGUAGGGGAUUUGACCCACAGCGGGCGCAAUGCAUGCAGUGGGUUCCCCGCUGGCUCGCGUGCCUGGUUUCGCUCCGAAACAAAGGCGCCGCGCCCCGCUUCGUGCCCUUCCCUGGAUUCCACCUGGACACGGAACCCGCCCUGGAGAUGUUCUGGACCCGGGCCUUAUACGUGUAUCACGUACAUCUGUGGCGCUUCUCAAAGCUGGUGGAGGUAGCGAUGGAGGAAAAGGCAAUGCUGGACCAUCGUCUUCCAUCGCGGCCUCGGAAGGGUCGGUUCACAAACAGCUGCGGCCGCAUCUUUGCGGGGGUGCCGUGCUCUGGUCGCUGCAGUGCAGCGCACUCCUUCGAGGAACUGCACCCCUUUGUGCAAAAGGCAUUCCGUGAGCCGCGUGGCUUCCUGUACAUGCCCGGCAGCUUGGCGCUCACGCAAAUCACCCUGCCGAGCAUGGACCCGCUGCCGGAGGCGCUGUUGGAGCUCAAGCAGCAGGCGCACAUGCAGGCUGUCCUGCAAGCCCAGGCCGCCGCUGCCAGUCAGCAAGCCGCGCUUGCGGCAGCUGCCGCCACCGCCGGCGGCGGCAAUGUCCUUCGCCACGUCGGAACGUACGACAAUGCUGUGGAGAUGGGCAUGGGCGGGGAAUGGGUACACGGGCUGGUUGGGGGCCAAGAGCAGUACGGCGCGGCCAAAGUACUGCCGCCGCUAGCGGCGGCGCCGGCGGAAACUGGAGCGUCUGGAGCUGCCGCGACGGCAGCGGCGUCUUGCGGUGCCGGGCUUCGGCUUUUAAUGCGCGAAGCUGACGAAGAUAAUGUCGUACUGGAAGGUGGCUUUGAAGACGACGCUGGGCCAACGGUGGCGCCGCCGCCGUCGCGGCCCCACCAGGCGGCGGCGGCGGCGGACAAGGCCUCUUCAGCGGCCUAUGGCAGUGGCGGCGUUGAAGCCGCCGCCACCGCGGCAGCGGCAGCGGCGACGCUCGAUGCGGACAGGGAAUUUGCGGCAAUGGCCGAGACCGCCGGCAGCGGAGGCAAUCCGUCAUCGCCGUCAGGCCCGUCUGGGCGACCUCCGAUCCGGCCUGAGCUGUUGCGCAUGUCGGCCUAUCAGCCUCGCUUGAGUUUGGUGACGCUUGAGAUUGACGAUGACGAUACGAUGACGGCUCUCCUAGAUUACCUUGGGCGGUGA